Messenger RNA from Spodoptera littoralis (African cotton leafworm), 1307 nucleotides. NCBI's taxonomy places the organism in Eukaryota, Metazoa, Arthropoda, Insecta, Lepidoptera, Noctuidae. The record is from the annotation of a GenBank genome assembly.
AGAAGGUUAUCUUCGUAAAGUAGCUGAUAAGUGAACCAACUGUAUCAUCCUUGUAGUCUUAAGAAAAAAGGAAUGAGAGCAGAUAUAUCAUGAAAUUCCUCUUUGCUGUGAUACUGCUCUGUAUUGUGCACACUGUCUGGGGUGACAAUGACAUCGAAUCCACAUUUGGUGACUUUAAAGCAUCACCACGACAAGAUCUGCCAUUCCUAGAACUGGCUAACUACGACGGCUACACAGCUGAACAGCAUUUCGUAACGACCGAAGAUGGGUAUAUCUUGAGCGUGUUCCGACUGCCUAUACAGAAAAGUUGUGAGACCUCCAAAGGUGUGAUAAUGUUCAUGCACGGCCUCUACCUCAGCGGUGACGACUGUCUUAUACCAGGUCCCGGGAAGGCACACUGCUACGUCUACUCCGACAACUGCUACGACGUUUGGGUUCCCAACGUUAGAGGAAACUUCUACAGCAGAAACCAUACAACACUGAACCCUAACAAAGACUCAAAAUUCUGGGACUUUUCCGUUGAUGAGCUGGCCGUCUUAGACCUACCCGCAGUCAUAGAUUAUGUCUUACUUGAAACCGAGGAAUCAGAACUAUCAUACGUGGCGCACUCUCAGGGAGUAUCUAUGUUGCUAAUUCUUUGUGCAACGAAGCCCGAGUACAAUGAUAAGAUAAAGGUUGGGUUUGGAUUAUCACCUACAGCGUGGUUGGAUAACUCGAGGUUCAUCGUCAUCAAAUUCCAGAGUCUUAUUGCCCCGGGAUUGACACUAACUGGUCCGUUACUAAAUGUAGAAGUGUUGCAACGCAAUGGUCUUUUGCAGUCUUCUGGGGAGUUAUUUUGCGGUACUACUACACUGGCAUAUCCUAUCUGCUCCUUCCUUAUCUUCGCCGCACUGGGGUACAAUGAGUUUCAGAUCACAGCCGAUGUUUUACCUGUAGUAGUUGGGCAUACUCCUUCAGGAACAUCUCUUAAGAAUUUUGUCAGAUGGGGUCAGAUCCAGAACAAUGGAUUCUCUAAAUAUGACUAUGGAACACUUAAAAAUUUAAUUACAUAUAGAACGGCGAAACCCCCGUUAUAUGACUUGUCUGGUGUGUCAAUGCCCUGGGUGUUUUUAGGCAGUGAUAACGACUAUGUUGCCAAUGUCACUGACAUAAAGUUCCUUCAGACCAAAAUACAGAACAGUUCACUUUGCGUGCUCUCCGAUAAGACAUUUGGCCAUCUUGAUUUUAUAUAUGGUAAAGACAUUCCUAAUUAUUUGACUCCAAUUGUUUUGUCUUAUCUAGAUACCGGGAGCUAUACGUGUACAUGA